Messenger RNA from Phacochoerus africanus (Common warthog), 2894 nucleotides. It is a transcript of the gene NPEPL1, whose product is annotated as aminopeptidase like 1. The record is from RefSeq and is a predicted model, not a curated record. Gene Ontology annotation, cellular component: cytoplasm. The transcript has 14 exons. Gene Ontology annotation, molecular function: manganese ion binding; metalloaminopeptidase activity. Bases 798 to 2330 code for a protein of 510 amino acids. NCBI's taxonomy places the organism in Eukaryota, Metazoa, Chordata, Mammalia, Artiodactyla, Suidae. Gene Ontology annotation, biological process: proteolysis.
CAGUAGCAGGCAGCGAGCACAGACGGGAGCAGAUGCCGGGAGACUAACAGGCUGGCUUCCGGCAGAGAUGCUUAUUGGAUUUGAAAGCCGUGGGGGGAGAGGUGGUCAGGAAACGGAACAUUCUAGUGGGCUCCGCGUGUCACUCCACGCAUCCUACAGAGGAAACCGACUUCAGUUCUGUUAAGUCGGAAGGGGGAAGUGCAUCUUGACCAUGAGGCGAGCUGGCCGACCCCACUUAAGCCAAGUCACCAAGCCUGGGCCAGCACCGGAGACACCCAGGUCACGUGACUCCCGGUGCGGCGCGGCGGGUCAGCAGGAGUGUCCUUGCCAAUAACGGUUAACCCGCAUCUAAUCCGAAGGAAGCGCUUGCAGACGGAUCCAGACGGUCGGCCCUUCUGUGAGACAUGUUCCUGUCAGGAAAGACAAGGGCAGGGAUUGUUCUGGCUUAAAGGAGGCCAAAGAAACUUGACAGCCACAGCAGAACGUCUGAUCCCAUUUGGAGUCUGGAUUUAAAAAGAAAAGGCCGUGAAGGCCAUGAUGGGGACAAUUAAAGAAAUUUCCAUGCGGACCGCAGAUGAGAUGAUAGAAUGGCUUCGACGUUAAAUUUCUGUGGCCGUUGCCAUCACGUGGGCUGGUGCUGCUGUUCCUGAGAGACGCCCACAAGGGCAUUCAGGAACUUUCUAAGUCUUGUCCUCAACUCCUAAACUAAGUCCGAAGACCCAGCUGAGUUUGGAAUGCCUUUCAAGUCCUCAAAAACAUGAGUUACUUCUUGGGUUGCAUUAAAGAGCUGGUUGAUAAUGAAGAGGAAAUUCAGCAUAUCAGAAGAUGGGUGCGUGGAACUAGCUGGAAUUAGCAGAGAGGGGUGCCAGCCAAAGGCCCUUGAGCAAUCAGGAUGUGGACAGGAUGGGCUCUGGCAGGCCGCUCUGAGCACGCUCAACCCCAACCCCACCGACAGCUGUCCCCUCUACCUGAACUGCGCCACCGUGGCCGCCCUGCCCUCCCGGGUGAGCCGCCACAACAGCCCCUCGGCCGCGCACUUCAUCACCCGACUAGUGCGGACCUGCCUGCCGCCGGGGACCCAUCGGUGCAUCCUGAUGGUCUGCGAGCGGUCGGACGCCUUCGCCUCGGCCUGCGCCCUGGCCCGAGCGUUCCCGCUCUUCACCCACCGCUCGGGGGCUGCCCGGCGCCCAGAGAAGAAGACCGUCGUGGUGGAGUUCUUCCUGGUGGGACAGGACAACGGGCCGGUGGAGGUGUCCACCUUGCAAUGUUUGACAAGCGCCACGGAAGGCGUGAGGCUGGCAGCACGCAUCGUGGACACGCCCUGCAAUGAGAUGAAUACAGAUGCCUUCCUCGAGGAGAUUAAGAAAGUUGGAAAGGAUCUGGGAAUCGCCCCAACCAUCAUCCGGGACGAGGAGCUGAAGACCAGAGGAUUUGGAGGAAUCUAUGGUGUGGGCAAAGCUGCGGUCCACCCCCCGGCUCUGGCCGUCCUCAGCCACACCCCAGACGGAGCCACCCAGACCAUCGCGUGGGUGGGCAAAGGCAUCGUCUACGACACCGGGGGUCUCAGCAUGAAGGGGAAGACCACCAUGCCGGGGAUGAAGAGGGACUGCGGGGGCGCCGCAGCUGUCCUGGGGGCCUUCAGAGCCGCCGUCAGGCAGGGUUUCAAAGACAACCUGCACGCUGUGUUCUGCUUGGCCGAGAACUCGGUGGGGCCCAAGGCCACGAGGCCAGACGACAUCCACCUGCUGUACUCAGGAAAGACCGUGGAAAUCAACAACACGGAUGCCGAGGGCAGACUGGUGCUGGCGGAUGGCGUGUCCUAUGCCUGCAAGGACCUGGGUGCUGACAUCAUCCUGGACAUAGCCACGCUGACCGGGGCUCAGGGCAUCGCCACGGGCAAGUACCACGCGGCCGUGCUCACCAACAGCGCCGAGUGGGAGGCGGCCUGCGUGAAAGCCGGGCGGCAGUGCGGGGACCUGGUGCACCCGCUGGUCUUCUGCCCCGAGCUGCACUUCUGCGAGUUCACCUCGGCCGUGGCGGACAUGAAGAACUCGGUGGCGGACCGGGACAACAGCCCCAGCUCCUGCGCCGGCCUCUUCAUCGCCUCGCACCUCGGCUUCGACUGGCCCGGGGUCUGGGUCCACCUGGAUAUCGCCGCGCCCGUGCACGCCGGAGAACGCGCCACGGGCUUCGGCGUCGCCCUCCUGCUGGCGCUCUUCGGUGGGGCCUCCGAGGACCCUCUGCUGAACCUGGUGUCCCCGCUCGGCUGUGAGGUGGACCCCCAGGAGGGGGACGUGGAGAGGGACUCCAAGAGGCGCAGGCUGGUGUGACGCCCGCCGCCCCGCCCGGCCACACGGGGCCUUUACCUCACUUUGCACUGGUGCCUCGUGAGCAGUGGGAAGAUCAUACCUGAAGAUGCGCUUUGCCUUGUUUUGUUUUCGUUGCCGUGGUGAUGGAAGCGGCUCCUUCUUAUGUCUUAGACGACAGCUCAGGGUUUGCCGGGCCCCGGGGAGGGGAGCGGGCAGCGACGGGCUUGUUUCUGUUUGGUUCCCCGCCAGCUUCUGCUGACCGGGCUCCCUCCUGGGGCUGCACGCCCUCGGGGUCCCCAGGGUGCAUGGGGGCCCUGACUCUCUUGGCCAAGUGGCCUGUGGGCCCCCUGCCCCGCCUGGUGUCCACGUUGGGUGCCCAUUCUCCAGCCCUGUGUGUGGCGCCCACGUGACAGAGAGCCCAGGCCCGCGCUCGGCCGGGGCUGCCGCUGCCUCCAGGCAGCCCACCCCUUUGAGUGGAUGGGGGUGACUUGCUUCGGGGACCCGAUUUUUGGAGCAAGAGGAAUCUCCCCUGGGCCCUUAGAAUUCACUGGAGCUUGGAUUAAAUAUGGCUGAACCACACGCUAA